Caenorhabditis remanei is the source of this 2256-nucleotide messenger RNA. RefSeq lists its product as uncharacterized. Gene Ontology annotation, molecular function: oxidoreductase activity. Bases 1 to 2256 code for a protein of 751 amino acids. NCBI's taxonomy places the organism in Eukaryota, Metazoa, Nematoda, Chromadorea, Rhabditida, Rhabditidae. The transcript is spliced from 13 exons. The record is from RefSeq and is a predicted model, not a curated record.
AUGAUCCUUCGACUACUUGUCACAUUCCUCUGGCUGAUACUAAUAUCCCAAUCAAAACUAGACUCUUGUGAGCAAUGGCUCAAACAAUUGGGUGAUCUUGACUUUUUCACAGAAGCCCAGAUUCGAAUGGUUUGUAUGCAUCAGAAAGAAUGGGUGAAGGAUAGAGAUGAAGAAGCUGGAAGGAAGUUUUUGGAAGUCACUACAGACAACCAACUAAAAUAUCUUCGUCAUGUCGAACAAUGUACACGCGAAAACUGUGUGAGAGACGCGAGACGGAAGAAACGCGCUCCAACGAAAUCAAUCCGAAAAGAGAUUCGAAUGAUGUCUCCAUCAGAGCUUCGAGAUCUGGGAAUAGCAAUGAACGGUCUGAAAAACAGACAAAUUGAUAAUAUCACAGCAUGGGAUCUUCAUACUCUUGUCCACUAUCCAGAUAGUGCUCCAGGAGCUCAUUGGGGUCCCGCUUUCCUUCCAUGGCAUCGGGAAUUUCUGAGACAGUUUGAAAUAGCUCUGCAGACAGAAGUACCGUCAGUUACACUUCCUUAUUGGGAUUCCACUCUUGACCAAGGGUUGCCUGAGGAGGCAGAUAGUGUUUUAUGGACGGAUGAGUUAUUGGGAAACGGUAAUGGAUACGUGAAAACUGGUCCGUUUGCAAAUUGGGAUACCAACGUUUUGAUGCCACUCAGUCAAAUUCCAGUGAAGAAGUUGUACAGAUCGACUGGUGGAAGAGAACAAGAUCGUUUGAUGACACCAAAAGAUGCCAAUUGGAUCAUUACGAGGAAGAAUUUCAGUCAACUCACAUUCUGCCACGACAAAACAUUUGAAAGUAUGCAUGGACUGAGUCAUGUUUGGGUUGGAGGAUUUAUGUAUGUUAUCAGAGUGAGCCCAAAUGAUCCAACGUUCUACAUGCAUCAUGCGUUCAUUGACAACUUAUGGGAAAAAUUCCGACAGAAUAGUCAAACGAGAGAUGAGAGAGAAGUUCAAUGGGCAACUAAAAACUGCAAUGACAAUCAUGGAUUUGAUGUUCAAAUGAAGCCCUUCACAAUCCAGAAUCGAGAUGGACUCUCUAAUCAAUACACAGAUGAAUGGUAUGAAUAUCAACCAGUGAGACAUUGUUCAGCAGAAGAUGCCACGUGUGAUUCGCCUUUUUAUUGGUGUGAUAUGAAAUUAUGGAGAUGUAGAAGUCGGGUAGUUUAUGGUGGCAACUGUACCGGAUACGAAGGAACUCAAAUCUGCUAUAAUUCAGUCUGCAGUCAAGGAAAAUGUGUAGUUCCUCCACGAAUUAGAUCAGCUACAAAGUCAAGAAUAGAAGAUGGAAAUCUUUCAUUCAAAGAGAAAGUUUGGGCUAAAACAGUGCUUCUCGACAAGGAUGGGAAAGGAAUUGAAGAUGAUUUAUCGAGAAUUGUGAUCACCGAUUUGGAUACAAAUCAGACACAAAUUGUAUUCCAUUCCGGAGAAACUGAGUUCCCUGAGAUUCCAGGUACUGUAUACUUGAGUCUCCCAAAACCAAGAGCUGGAAAAAUGUCAAGAGUCUCAAUGGAAGCAAGAGAUCAAUUCGGUCGGUAUUGUCAGGCUCAAUGCAUGAAUUCAACAAGUGAAAGAUAUCAAGUGUGCCAACCUUUCCUGAAUAUUUCUCUGAAUUCUGAAAUGUCUUCUCCUGUUUCAUUCACACAUUCUAUUUCUUCAAGAACAUUCCUUAACCUGGAUUUAUCUGUCCAUCCACGUCGAAUGCAUCCAGAAAUGCCGUAUAUCGUGUUCGUUUGUUCACGGAAAUUAGUGACGAGUGCGAUGAUAAAACAGGCAGCUGAAGUUGUUAGAGCUCCAACUUCUACUGAGAAUUACGUCUUCUUCCGAGUGGCUGUAUUCAGAGAAGAGACAUCGAACUAUCAGAUCGAAGUCUCCCCAUACUCUGACGUUGGUCCAAUCUUCUCUUCUUCAAUCGAAAAAGCAGCAUCUGCAUUCGAUCCAAAUAUAGUUUAUGUACAAGCUCCGAAUCCAGAAUUACAUAAAGAAGGUGUUAGAGUCCGAGUGUGGAUUUUAAGCAACAAUAAUCGAGUGCAAUGCCAGAUUAAGUGUACUGAGAAGGACGGAUCAAUGCACGAGUGUAAUGGUGACGUGGAUCUUCAUUCCGAUUCAACUCUAUCACAAGAAGAUGUAUUCACUUCUGAUCCUCAUUCUCUCCCGGUUCUUGGUUGGAAUAUGAAAGGACAUCCGUCGUUUUGGAGACAUAAAAUGCCAUUUUUGUCUUUUCAUUGUUAG